Erinaceus europaeus (western European hedgehog) is the source of this 2732-nucleotide messenger RNA. Its product is annotated as arylacetamide deacetylase. The record is from RefSeq and is a predicted model, not a curated record. The coding region runs from base 152 to 1351 and encodes 399 amino acids. Gene Ontology annotation, molecular function: carboxylic ester hydrolase activity. The transcript is spliced from 5 exons. Gene Ontology annotation, cellular component: membrane. NCBI's taxonomy places the organism in Eukaryota, Metazoa, Chordata, Mammalia, Eulipotyphla, Erinaceidae.
UGAGCAAUCUAUGAAGUGACAGGAGAGUUGGAACAUGUAUUCAGAAACUUAGAAAAUAUUGCAUGCUGGGAGCAAAUCUGGGCAUUAAAUUUCAACAUCUUGUGUUUCAAAAGUAUUUUAGCUGUGCCACCAAGUAGACAGAGGACACAUUAUGGGGAGAGGGACAGUUUUGCUUCUGAUUGUGGGGGCCAUUGUGGCUUACUAUGUUUAUACACCACUUCCAGAUGAUGUUGAGGAACCUUGGAAAGUUCUGUGGAUAUACACACAUAUGAAAACUUUAAAAGACUUGACUCUGUUUGCUGAGUUUUUGGGAAUGAAUCAUUUCAUGAGCAGUGCCAAGAUCUUUAUGAGCUUUCACGAAGUUCCACCCACUUCAGAUGAAAAUGUCUCUGUGAUGGAAACCACUUUUGACAACGUUCCUGUGCGUGUCUAUGUACCCAAACGAAAGUCAGAGACGCUAAGAAGAGGUGUAUUCUACAUUCAUGGUGGUGGUUGGUGUUUGGGAAGUGCUGCUCUUCUUCCUUAUGACCUUCUAUCAAGAAAUACAGCUGAGAGACUGGAUGCCAUUAUCAUUUCAACUGACUACAGACUAGCACCUGAAUAUCACUUCCCAAAUCAAUUUGAAGAUGUCUACCAUGCAGUCAAGUGGUUCUUACGUCAAGAUGUUCUUGAAAGAUAUGGCGUAGAUGCUGAGAGAAUUGGUGUUGCUGGAGACAGUGCUGGAGGGAACUUAGCUGCGGCAGUAGUACAACAGCUUCAAGAUGAUCCAGAUGUCAAGAUCAAACUCAAGAUCCAGGCUUUAAUUUACCCUGCCCUCCAGACUCUAGAUGUCAAUUCUCCAUCCUAUAAAGAAGAUACAAAUUUUUUAGUUCUGUCCAAGUCACUCAUGAUCAGAUUCUGGAGUGAAUAUUUUACCACAGACAGAUCACUGGAGAAAGCCAUGCUUUCCAAUCAACACGUACCCCUAGAAUCAAGCCAUCUAUUCAAGUUUGUUAACUGGAGCUCCUUGCUUCCUGAGAGGUUUACAAAAGGAUAUGUUUACAACAAUCCAACAUUUGGUGGUUCUGAGCUAUCCAAAAAAUACCCAGGGUUUCUAGAUGUGAAAGCAGCCCCCCUUUUGGCUGAUGAUAGCAAGCUUCGUGGUUUACCUAUGACCUAUAUCCUCACGUGUCAGUAUGAUGUCUUAAGAGAUGAUGGUGUGAUGUAUGUGACCCGACUUCGGAAUGCUGGAGUUAGGGUGACCCACAACCACAUUGAGGAUGGAUUCCACGGGACACUUUCCUUUCGUGAACUAAAAAUUGGAUCUAGAACUGAAAAUCAGUAUAUCAGCUGGCUAAGUGACAAUCUGUAGUCAAAUUGUGAACAACAGUUUAUUACAAUUAUAUAUACUUCAGAAUGGAAAACCAAUUGGUGAGAAUUAAGAAUUGAAUGCUUGGAAAAAUAUUAUCACUGGUGAUCUUCCUAAGGUCCUGAAGAUCACAACAUUUAAAAAAAUUCUUACAGAAUCAUACUUACUUCAUUUAUUAUUCUAAGUGUUAUUUCCUCAUGAUAUGUUAUGGAAAAAUAUCAGUUUCCUUUAUUUUUCUGUUAUUAUUACUGAUUUAUGUAGUUCUGAUUUAUAGGCUUUGUUCUAAAUUACUUGACUGUAUUAAUGUUGAAUGCAAAAAUAACAAAACAACCAAAUGGGCUGUGAUAUACCAGAGCUUCAACUGGCAUGUCUUCAGAGUUUGGAAAAUGUGGUUUUGUAACAGUGAUGUGAAUUUUAUGCCAAUGCUAUAAUGCCAUUUUUUUUACCACCUAAAUAUUUAAUUCUUAAUGUAAACGUUUUCUGUUUUAGUACACCAAAGUUAAUGUUGAUCAUUUUUAGAUAUAUUAAGUGACAUUUUAGGGACAGUAGGGUGGGAAAAAUUGCACUCUAUGUAGCUGUCUCAGGUAAAAUUUGGUAAGAAGAAGAGAAAUGGUAAACUUUUGAUUUCUAAAUGUCCCAAGUCUAUGUGGGCAUUGUCAACAGAAAAUUAUACCUGGUAUAUUCAUGAAGUGUCCUCAUGAGUUUGGGCAACUAUAACAGAAUUCCAUAGUGUAAGUGUCUUAGAGGCAUGGGAAUCUAUUAUAAAUUUUGACCUCAGUUAUGGAGGUCAAUUUCUGGUCAAGAUUCUUUUGGUGAGUUGUACAGAUGCUUAAUUCCUUCUUAUUUAUUAUUGAGAAAGAAAGAAAAUAACUCGUGAGAGAUAUAACCUGUGCAUCAGAAUGCAGCACUGGAGAUUGAACUCAGGAACUCUUGUUUGGUACUAUAAUGUAACCAUUACACCAAAUCCCUGGCUUCAAGAUCCUGAAUUCUUAUACUGUCACAUGGCAGAGAGGAGAACGCAGUUGAAAACUCUCUCCUAUUACUCUUAUAAUGGAAUUAAUUUCAUUCAUAAGAGCUUCAUCCAUAUGACUCCAUCUGAUCUUAUUCAUCUUUUAGAAGUCCCAGCUCAUUGAAUAAUCACAUGGAAGGGUAUGAUUAUCCCAAGGAACUAAAAUCUAGUCCAUUCCAUGAAUCAUGAAAAAGAAAUUGCAUCUCUAUGUCUCACUCCUUUUUUUUUUCUAAUAAACUACCUACAAAUCAAAGUAAUCUAGGUUAACAAUAAGGUGGGGGAUAUGGUCUUAAUUUGAAAAAAACACAUACUUAAGUAUGAAUAAAUGUUAUAAUGCUCAAUACUUUAUUAAAGUUAUACAAAUAUUCAUUAUGA